CUGUCAUCGACUGGCCCACAGAUGAGGGCAAGGAAGUAUGGGGUUACGUGACCGUGCGUGAGGAUGCCCACAUGUUCUGGUGGCUCUAUUAUGCCACCAACCCCUGCAAGAACUUCUCAGAACUGCCUCUGGUCAUGUGGCUUCAGGGCGGUCCAGGAGGUUCCAGCACUGGAUUUGGAAACUUCGAGGAAAUUGGGCCCCUUGACAGAGAUCUCAAACCUCGAAGAACCACCUGGCUGCAGGCGGCCAGUCUCCUAUUUGUGGAUAAUCCUGUGGGCAGUGGGUUCAGUUACGUGAACAAGAGUGACGCGUAUGCCAAAGACCUUGCUACAGUGGCUUCAGACAUGAUGGUUCUCCUGAAGACCUUCUUCGAUUGCCACAAAGAAUUCCAGACAGUUCCAUUCUACAUUUUCUCAGAGUCCUACGGAGGAAAAAUGGCAGCUGGCAUUGCCCUAGAACUUUAUAAGGCCAUUCAGCAGGGGACCAUCAAGUGCACCUUUUCAAAACAAAGAGCCACAUAUACUUUUCUGUUUCAGAACACAGACGGAGUGAACUUCUAUAACAUCUUAACCAAAAGUGCUCCUGUGUCUGCAAUGAAGUCGAGUCUAGAGUUCACACAGAGCCACCUAGUUCCUCUUUGUCAGCGCCACGUGAGACACCUACAAUCGGAUGCCUUAAGUGAGCUCAUGAACGGCCCCAUCAGGAAGAAGCUCAAAAUCAUUCCUGAGGAUUGCUCCUGGGGAGGCCAGGCUACCAACGUCUUCAUGAACAUGGAGAGAGACUUCAUGAAGCCAGUCAUCAGCAUCGUGGAUGCAUUGCUGGAGACCGGGCUCAACGUGACCGUGUAUAAUGGGCAGCUCGACCUCAUCGUCGACACCAUGGGUCAGGAGGCCUGGGUGCGGAAGCUGAAGUGGCCAGAGCUGCCCAAAUUCAACCAACUGAAGUGGAAGGCCCUGUACAGCGACCCUAAGUCUUCAGAGACAUCUGCUUUCGUCAAGUCCUACAAGAACCUGGCUUUCUACUGGAUUCUGAGAGCUGGUCACAUGGUUCCUUCUGACCAAGGGGACAUGGCUCUGAAGAUGAUGAGAAUGGUGACUCAGCAGGAGUAGGAUGGACGGGCCGGAGCUGAGCUGGUUGGAUCUCGAGCACAGGAGCCGAGGCGAGGACCCCGAAGCCGUAGGAAGCACCGUUCUUCCCUGAAUCCGACUCGGGCUACAGGCAUGAAGGUUCUUACCAGCUGCCGCAGAGGAUAAAACUGUUGCUCUGGGGAAACUUGAAAAUCAUUUCUGCUUCUUAAAAAACCUAUAAGAUUUUUUAAAUGCAUUUGUUUUAAUCAAAAUGAAGGAUAAUAAUAGAU
Messenger RNA from Propithecus coquereli (Coquerel's sifaka), 1357 nucleotides. It is a transcript of the gene SCPEP1, whose product is annotated as serine carboxypeptidase 1. Gene Ontology annotation, molecular function: serine-type carboxypeptidase activity. NCBI's taxonomy places the organism in Eukaryota, Metazoa, Chordata, Mammalia, Primates, Indriidae. Gene Ontology annotation, biological process: proteolysis. The transcript has 10 exons. Bases 72 to 1109 code for a protein of 345 amino acids. The record is from RefSeq and is a predicted model, not a curated record.